AUGAGUACACUAACACCGGAUGAAGCCCGUACUUUGAAUGCAAUUGCCUACUUUUUGCUUGAUGAUCACGACGAAUUCUCCGACCAGACGACGAAUUCCACUUUUUCUUGUGAGUAUCAAAAAAGGCAUUACAGGGGAGUGAGGUUCAUUAAGCCUCGCCGGAAAUAUGCUGCAGAGAUUAGAAAGCCUAAAAAGAAGGGUUCCAAACUCUGGCUAGGCACCUUCAAUACAGCCGAAGAAGCUGCAGAAGCAUAUGACCGUUCGGUUUUCCAAAUGCGCGGUUCGAAGGCUAUUCUUAACUUCCCUUCGAAUGUUGAGUUGGGAGUGUAUAUGGAUCCUUUUCUUCAUCCUUGUCUUCACACUGAGAGUCAGAAGAGGAGGAAAAGGACAGAUGAAUCUGAAAUAUCCCAUGACAAUAGGAUGGAAUGUUAA
This is a messenger RNA of Cryptomeria japonica (Japanese cedar), 432 nucleotides long. Its product is annotated as ethylene-responsive transcription factor 5-like. Gene Ontology annotation, molecular function: DNA-binding transcription factor activity; DNA binding. Gene Ontology annotation, biological process: ethylene-activated signaling pathway; regulation of DNA-templated transcription. The transcript has a single exon. Lineage: Eukaryota; Viridiplantae; Streptophyta; Pinopsida; Cupressales; Cupressaceae. The coding region runs from base 1 to 432 and encodes 143 amino acids. The record is from RefSeq and is a predicted model, not a curated record.